Messenger RNA from Drosophila willistoni, 6132 nucleotides. Its product is annotated as transmembrane channel-like protein. The transcript is spliced from 19 exons. Gene Ontology annotation, cellular component: plasma membrane. The coding region runs from base 82 to 6015 and encodes 1977 amino acids. Gene Ontology annotation, molecular function: mechanosensitive monoatomic ion channel activity. Lineage: Eukaryota; Metazoa; Arthropoda; Insecta; Diptera; Drosophilidae. The record is from RefSeq and is a predicted model, not a curated record.
UCAUCGGGUGUUACAUCGCCCCAUCAAUUAUCUGUGACCUGGGCACCGCCAUGCGAUUUAAAUAGAGGAGAUCAUUGGCAAAUGCAGAGUAGUGCGGACGCCAGAAGGGAAUACUACAGAGGCCAAAGAGGCAGAAGAACCGCAUCACAAGAGGAAAACCGAUCGUACGAGUCAAACGAUUACCAUCUACAGAAUCAAAGCUGCGACGGCGAAAGCCACUUCUACCACCACCAGAACGAAGGCAAUUUUGCACACCAGUCACCGCAGUCACAAUCGCAAUCGCAGUUUCAACUAAGAGAAGAUGGCAUCAACGGUGACAUUGACGAUGAGGAGGACUACUCAAUUUCCGUAUCGGCAAUAAUGCAAAGACGUGCCAGUGUACGAGGCUAUCGAGGUAAACGUGGCAGUCGGAAUUCACGGCGAGCAUCAAGUCCCAUGGAUCACGUGCUGGAUAGUGUGGAGCGGCGACGCUCUAGUGUCUAUACGACUAGUUCAGAGGAGGGCACCAAUCAGGAGUCCACACAAGAGCAAAUCUUUGAGAAUAUACGCCUUCACAAGGAGGUUAUACAAUCGGUGAAAUUACAACCAUGGCCCAUACGCAAGAAACUCAAGUUGGUGCGGCAGGCCAAAACAUAUGUGGCACGCCACGAGGGCGCGCUCCAGGAGCGCUUUGCCAUGUCACGCAGCACCAGGGAUUUGUGGGCGAGGUUUAAAAUUUUAAUGGCAGCGCGCUGGCGUCAUUGGAAACGUGAAACGGCCAGUUUCCUUACCGUCCUCAUACCCUGGGAGCUGCGUAUUAAGGAAAUCGAAUCGCAUUUUGGCUCUGGGGUUGCAUCCUAUUUUACAUUUCUGCGCUGGCUCAUGUGGGUCAACAUUAUGAUAGCCAUACCAUUGGUGGCCUUUGUCAUUGGACCGGAGUAUUUCGCCACCAAGCAUGAUGAAACGGAUCCACGGAAACGCAUGUCCGAUAUGGAGUCCAGAGUAGCUGGAAAUCUUUUUACAUUUUGGGAGUUCGAAGGAUAUUUAAAGUAUUCGCCAAUGUUCUACGGUUACUAUUCAAGCACAUCCGGAAUUAGUACAUCCGGCUAUAAGUUGCCUUUAGCCUAUUUUCUAACCGCUGUGCUGGUAUAUGUCUAUAGCUUUGUGGCCACAUUGAGAAAAAUGGCAGAAAAUUCGCGCAACUCGAAACUUUCCUCAAAGGAUGAUGAGUGCGUUUUCUCAUGGAAAUUGUUCACCGGCUGGGAUUUUAUGAUUGGACAUGCGGAGACAGCCCAUAAUCGUAUUGCAUCUGUUGUGGUGGGCUUUAAGGAGGCUCUGCUGGAGGAGGCGGAAAAGAAGAAGGACAAUCGCAAUUGGCGUGUGAUUUUACAAAGAAUCUUGGUCAAUAUAUUGGUUCUGGUUUUGCUGGGUCUAUCGGGAGCAACAGUUGUCCUUUUAGUGAAUCAUUCCGAGGAAUUGGCUAAGCAUGACAACUGGAUAAGUCGCAAUGCUGUUAAUGUCACCAUGACUCUGUUAUCCUUUUUUCUACCCAUGAUUUUUGAGGCAUUGGGUCUUUUUGAGAAUUGGCAUCCCAGACAACAAUUACGCUUGCAAUUGGCGCGAAUCAUGAUCUUGAACAUGCUGAAUUUGUAUUCCUUGAUGUUCUCGUUCAUCUACAAAAUUAAUAGCAAAGAGAGACCUUUGCAAAUGCUUAAACUGCAGAAUGAAACCAAUACAAUGGAGUUGCAAAGCAUAUUGAGGUCCAUUGCCGCAUUGAAACAGAUGACCACAACAACGCCUUUAUUUAGUGAUAGUACAACAGAUGGACUCUUUGAUGAAUCAUCGUCAGCAUCGUCGACCGCCUCUCUGUGGGGUGGCGGUGGCGGUGGUGGUGACGAUGGCAUUUUCUCUACCACAACGGCGGCUGCAUUACUCUCAACCACAAUGCAGCGCAUUAAAUGCUAUAACAUGACUGUGAAAUGCUCAAAACCACGAAGGAUAAUGAUCAGUGCUAAGAAUAUAACCACUGCUUUGUUGUUACUCAAUUUGACGACAACUGCAAUGGUGCCAACACCAACGACAACAACAACAACAACGAUGACUACCACACCAGCAACAACUCCCACAACAACCACAACACAAACGACGACGACGACGACCACAACAACAACAACAACACAAAAACCAACUACAACUGAAGAAACAACCACACAAACUACUACAGCAACCACCUUGCCAAUAACCAGUCCCAGUCCAACGACAACAAGUUGGCUAACAACAACAACAACAGCAACCACUGAAGAGCCGACAACCACAACAAUAAUUUCUUCAGCAUCAGAACCAAACACUACGACUUCCGAGAAGGUAACACCCACAAUAGCAACGCCUAAUAGUACCACCAGCACAUCAACAACAACAACAGCCAAACCAGAUGAUAAUUUCUUAACCACAAAUGAAGAUGAUGAUAUCUAUGAUUAUGGAAGUGAUGAGCCAACUGGUUCGACUCCACCGUCAACAACAACCACAGCGUCACCGGGUAACGAUAGUUUCUUCAAUUAUGUAGAUUACUUUGAAGGUAUUGCUCUACCAGAGGCUGGAGAAGAUGAAGCUGAUUAUGAUGAGCAAACAACGACAGAGGAAACACAGGAUUCGUUGGCUAAAGUGCUAGACGAGCUACAAGUGCCCAAGCGUCGCAGGAAGAGAGCUGAUGCAGUAGAUUCACCUAUUUAUCGUACAAGUAAAUAUAGUCGCAGACAUCGGAAUGAUACCGCUCCGCCCAUAUAUAGGCCACCACCACCAGUUAGACCCACUUGGAGCACAACCCACAAACCACCGUCUAAGCCGCGUAUCCUAACUAAAGAGGAAUGGGAACGUCUACAUAAUCGACCCUUGAGCAAAAAACCAUCAACAAUACCAACCACAAGGAGUACUAGCACCACCACAACGACCACCACCAGCACCACCACGACGAGGAAACCCAGACGUUUUAUAUUUAGAACUACCACCGAGGCGGAUACUUCAACCACAAUUGAUAGUACUACAGAUUGGAGUACCUCAACCUCAACCAAAGAGGACACAACCACUACUGGCAAUGGUGAGGCGGUAUAUGAGGACCGAGAUGAGGACCAGGAUAACGAGGAUCAUGGUGAAGAAGAAGAUGAGGGUACUGAUGAUGGUACUACACCGUAUUUCAUUGACUACCGAGAUAUAUCCGAAAUCGGUGGUCUCAGCUAUGACACGGAUACCGAGAAUAUGGGAACAUGCAUCAUAACCGUAUGCCCCAAGGGAGCCGAAGAUGAUUUUCUUUUUAGUGGUGGUAGCACAACCGAAAGUGGUUUCGGUGGAUCCACACAGAGCAGCGAUAGCAAACAGUUAACCACCAUUAAGUUGACGCCUUUGGAACGGCAACAGAAACGUCUGAAGGAAGUGAAAUUGGCAAUAACCCAAAUACAAACAAAUCUAACAACCAUGUGCUGGGAGACUUCCCUAGGCCAAGAGCUGUCAAAGGUUAUCGUUUUCGAUGGGCUAAUGUCUAUUGUGGCACCGCUGUGCAUUGACUUUUUGCGUGCACUGUUUGUGCGUUAUGUCAAUCAAAACUGGUGCUGGGACAUGGAGAAAACAUUCCCGCAGUAUGGCGACUUCAAGAUAGCUGAGAAUAUUCUGACUUUGAUUAAUAACCAGGGUCAGGUGUGGAUGGGGAUAUUCUUUUCACCUGGUCUUGUGCUAAUCAACCUAGUUAAAUUGAUGAUUAUGAUGUACUUCAGAUCCUGGAUCGUUUUAACCUGCAAUGUCCCGCACGAGGUGGUCUUCAAGGCCUCCAAGUCGAACAACUUUUACUUGUCGCUGCUGCUGACCAUGUUGUUCCUUUGUGUUUUGCCAGUGGGUUAUGCCAUUGUUUGGCUGCGUCCUUCUUGGCAUUGUGGACCCUUCUCUGAGUACAAUCGGAUUGCCGAGUUCAUCACAAAUACCACACGAAAUGCUUUGCCCAAGCAACUUCAUGAACCAUUGGACUAUUUGACUUCAUCUAGCACAGUCAUUCCCCUUCUGGUUUUACUCAUACUCAUCAUUUAUUAUUUGGUCUCGCUGACUGGAGCAUUGCGUGAGGCCAAUCAGGAUCUACGGACGCAAUUGCAAAAGGAACGCGAGGAGGAACGUAAAAAGAUUUUCAAAGUACCGGAGGUCAAACAGGCAGAACCAACGGCCACAACACUGACAAAUCGUUGGCGUAAGGUCUUAGAGGCAUCAUCGCCUGUAACACCCACACAGCCUCCCGAUUUCGACACGGAGGAGUACAAGAAUCAGGCCAGAAAAGAGCUCAUCUCGCGUAUCAUGAAGAAGGCAUUACGCAAGGGCUCGGCCACCUCCGAUGAGGACUCUUUUGUGCGUCGCGAUGACGACGACACGGACACUGAACACCAGGACUCACUGCCCCAUGACGAGGAGGCGAAGGAUAAACGCUUUGGUCUGUCACGAUUGCAGCAAAUUCGUCGCACACGCAAGCCAUCCCUAGUUGACAUUGUCCAGAUUGCCAAGCAGGAAAGGGCCCGAGCGGGUUCGAUUGUCCAAGCCAGUGGGAGUGCCAGUGCAGAUGCAGCAGCAGCAGCAGCAGCAGCAACAGCAACAACCUCAACAUCAGGUGGUGGCAAUUUUCCCAUAAAAGAACCGCAUCCCAAAAGCCGUUUCAAAGUCGAGAAACAUGAACGCCGCAACGAGAGAGGCGGCAGUGUAAAGGAGACCAAAAAGGAUGCCGGUGCUGGUGGAAGCAAAUGGCAUGGGAGACAACCACCACCUUAUGAAUCGCCCAAGGAAGGAGCCAAGGAACCCAAUGAACAUGAUCCGGAUACAAAUUCCAGAAUUGUCAACGAGCGACGAGCCAGUUUGCUGAGGCGUAAAAGGGAACAGGAGAAAGAGCUGCAGAAUGAUAAUGAAAACCCCAAUGAAGAGCAAACAUCUCCCACCCAACCAACACCAGAAACGCCAACAGGUUCUGGAAUUGCAGCUGUUGAGACAAAAGCUGAGACCUUGGACGAGUCUUUGCGUAGUAAAUUUCAAAUUGUUGAUGAAAAGAAGCCGCCAUCGCCAUCCCCACCAGAGACAGGAACCGUCGACCAGAGUGAGAAACCAGCAAAAGAAAGCAACAGCAGCAGCGGUGGCGGUGGCCUGAGUAAAUUUAAAUUUCGACGUAGUCGUAUCAAAUCCCAUCACCAUCCGACAAACGUCGUCAAACCGGAGCCAGAAGUCUUCAAAUUCGAUGAUAAAAGUUUGGAAAAAAGCAAAUCAACAGCAGAUCCUUCGCCAACAGUUGUCAUUCCCACAACGGAGGGUGAUGCUCUAGAGGCUCUUAGCCUGCCAUCGCCGACACCCAGCUUAAGUCAGCAUCAACGGCAGUUGGCCAAUUUCUCUCGCCAGGGACGCAAGAAGAUAGGCUCCUUGCUGGCCCUGGUGCGAGAGGCCGUCAAUUUGAAAAAGGAUGAUGUUGAACAACAGGGUUCCGACGAGUCACCGGGACCAACCACGCCCACAUAUUUAGCCUAUACACCACCACCGCCGCCAUCAGUAUUGUCGAGCAAUUCAAGUGCCACGGCUCUUGAGAUGCCACCGACACCGGAACCGGAAUCACCCACGCCCAGUGCCCCAUUGCAUUUUGGCAGUAGCUCUACAUCCUCAUCUUCCAGUCGACCAGUCGUUAGCAAGCCACCCCAGCACCCCCCAAAUGCUGCAUCAACACCCACUCUGGCCACCUUGGACGAUGAUUUAGAGGAAUUGGAUAUGCCAGGGCCCAUCACAUUUCCCAAGCGCAGCGCCUCCCAGCGACGACGUGCCAUGAGGCAGGAUUCACAGAGUUCCAUUUGGUCCGAUAAUAUACCCACUAUAACCAUUAGCACCACGGGAAGUGAUGAGUGCAUUGUGGAACCGCCUCCAGCACCAGAAAUACCCAUAGUUAAUGGCAGAGAUUCCCCACCCACACCCACACCCAAUGUGAAUAUUAUCAAAAUUACCAUUGAAGAUGAUCAGGAUGAUGGUAACGAUGAUUAGAGAAGAGAAAGAAGUAAUUGUUUUUUUUUUUUUUAAAUUAACGCCAGAUUGUCUUCUUCUUCUAUUACUUAAACUAAACUUAACCUAAAGCUGAACCCGAAGCAAACUAUACUAAUU